Messenger RNA from Rhineura floridana, 6810 nucleotides. RefSeq names its product kinesin family member 21A (gene KIF21A). Gene Ontology annotation, molecular function: microtubule motor activity; microtubule binding; ATP binding. Lineage: Eukaryota; Metazoa; Chordata; Lepidosauria; Squamata; Rhineuridae. Bases 609 to 5624 code for a protein of 1671 amino acids. The transcript has 37 exons. Gene Ontology annotation, biological process: mitotic spindle organization; microtubule-based movement. The record is from RefSeq and is a predicted model, not a curated record.
GCAACGCCGAGGAGCCAUCGGCCGCGUUUGCCUGGCAGCCGAAGCAGCCGGCGGCGGCAGGAGGGGAUUGGUUACGCAUUGCGGCUGGAGAGAGAACCUGGAGCUGCUGCUUGGCGGGAGGGAGAAGCCGGCCGCCUGCUGCCGUUGCCAUUCCCUCGCGGGGGGGGGGGGCAGCAAAGGAAUCAGUGGCUCGGAGGAGUCUUCAGAUUCCCAGCCAGCCACUUUACUACUAUGGUAAUCUCAGUGCCACUCCGCCUAGAGAGGCCGGGAGCGCAAAGAGCCAAAGUGGGCGGAGUGUAAACCUCUCCGCUGUUGCUACCUAUUCAUUCAGUCAGUCACCUAAAAUGGCUGGAGAGAGGAGAAGGUGGAGGAGGCGGAGGAGGUGAGACGGCGGCAGCAGCCCCUCGGCCACCUCCCCACAGGACAGCGACGAGGGCUCCCGCCUCCUUCGCUGCACAACGGGAGCGCUUUGACCCAGCAAGGGUUUCGCGUUAUUAUUUGGAAGUUUAACCCUUCCCUUGCGCCUCCCGCUCCUCUUUUUAUUUUUUUAAUAAAUAAAUUAAAUGCUAUACUCCCUCUUUCGAGUCUGUGCCCCCAACCUUUGAGCCAUGUCGGCCGGCCAAGACGAGAGCGCUGUCAGGGUCGCUGUCAGAAUCAGACCUCAGCUAGCCAAAGAGAAGAUUGAAGGAUGCCAUAUCUGUACAUCUGUUACACCUGGAGAACCUCAAGUGUUCCUGGGAAAAGAUAAGGCCUUCACUUUUGAUUAUGUAUUUGAUAUUGAAUCCCAGCAAGAGGAAAUCUAUGUACAAUGCAUAGAAAAACUGAUUGAAGGCUGCUUUGAAGGAUACAAUGCUACUGUAUUUGCUUAUGGUCAGACAGGGGCCGGUAAAACAUAUACAAUGGGAACUGGAUUUGAUGUUAACAUAAUGGAAGAGGAGCAUGGCAUUAUAUCACGAGCUGUAAAGCACCUUUAUAGAUGUAUUGAAGGAAAGAAGCAUGCAGCUAUUAAACAAGGGCUUCCUCCUCCAGAAUUUAAAGUGAAUGCUCAAUUCUUAGAGCUUUACAAUGAAGAAGUACUUGAUCUCUUUGAUACAACACGUGAUAUUGAUUCAAAGAACAAAAAAUCAAAUAUCAAAAUCCAUGAAGAUUCAGCAGGAGGAAUAUAUACAGUGGGAGUCACAACACGGACUGUAAAUGCAGAAGCGGAGAUGAUGCAGUGUUUGAAGCUGGGUGCUUUAUCUCGAACCACUGCCAGCACUCAGAUGAAUGUUCAGAGCUCACGUUCACAUGCCAUCUUCACUAUCCACUUGUGUCAAACUAGAGUUUGCUCUCCGAUUGAUGCAGACAACACGGCAGAUAACAGAAUACUAUCGGAGUCAUCACAGCUAAAUGAGUUUGAAACCCUUACUGCUAAGUUUCAUUUUGUGGAUUUGGCAGGGUCUGAACGAUUAAAGCGUACAGGAGCCACUGGAGAAAGAGCAAAAGAAGGCAUUUCCAUCAAUUGUGGACUAUUGGCAUUGGGCAAUGUAAUAAGCGCAUUGGGAGAUAAGAGCAAGAAGGUGACUCACGUGCCAUACAGAGAUUCAAAAUUAACACGACUGUUGCAAGACUCCCUUGGAGGAAACAGUCAAACCGUCAUGAUAGCAUGUGUAAGCCCUUCAGAUAGAGAUUUCAUGGAAACUUUGAACACUUUAAAGUAUGCAAAUCGGGCACGAAAUAUCAAGAACAAGGUGAUGGUUAAUCAGGACAGGGCCAGCCAGCAAAUUAGUUCUCUGCGAAGUGAGAUUACUCGACUUCAGAUGGAACUCAUGGAGUACAAAUCGGGUAAAAGGAUAAUUGAUGAGGAAGGUGUGGAAAGUAUUAAUGACAUGUUUCAUGAAAAUGCCAUGCUGCAAACAGAAAAUAACAACCUGCGAGUCAGGGUAAAGGCCAUGCAAGAGACUAUUGACGCACUGAGAGCCCGAAUCACACAGCUUGUGAGUGAUCAGGCCAACCAGGUCCUUGCCAGAGCAGGAGAGGGUAAUGAAGAAAUCAGUAACAUGAUUCAUAACUACAUCAAGGAAAUUGAAGAUCUCAGAGCAAAACUACUGGAAAGUGAAGCAGUGAAUGAAAAUCUUCGGCGCAACUUGUCAAGAGCCUCAACAAGGUCAACAUACUUCGGUGGUCCCUCAGCAUUUUCUGCUUCAGUGCUUCCCGCUGAUAAAGAGACUAUUGAGAUUCUUGAUUUAGCUAAAAAAGACUUGGAAAAACUGAAGAAAAAAGAAAAGAAGAAGAAAAAGAGGCUGCAGAAACUUGAGGAAAGCAGUCAAGAAGAAAGAAGUGCUGUUAAAGAGGAGAACACAGACAAUGAACAGGAGAAGAGGGAUGAAAAGGGCAUUUCUGAAAGAGAGAAUCAUGAACUGGAAACAGAAGAAGGUCAGGAGCUUAGUGAUCAUGAAGAGGAAGAGGAAGAGGAAGAGGAAGAUGACGACGAUAUGGAAGUUGUUGAAAGCUCAGAUGAAUCAGAUUCAGAUUCUGAUGAAAAAGCAAAUUUUCAGGCAGACUUGGCAAACAUCACAUGUGAAAUUGCCAUAAAACAGAAGCUGAUAGAUGAAUUGGAGAACAGUCAACGAAGGCUUCAGACCUUGAAAAGGCAAUAUGAAGAGAAGCUAAUGAUGCUACAGCAUAAGAUUCGAGAUACUCAACUUGAAAGGGAUCAGGUGCUUCAAAACCUGGGCUCGGUGGAAUCCUGCUCAGAAGAAAAGGCAAAAAAGAUUAAAUCAGAAUAUGAAAAGAAGCUCCAGUCCAUGAAUAAAGAAAUGCAGAGGCUACAGGCUGCUCAGAAAGAACAUGCACGAUUGCUUAAAAAUCAAUCUCAGUAUGAAAAACAACUUAAAAAAUUGCAGCAGGAUGUGGCAGAGAUGAAGAAUACAAAGGUUCGCCUGAUGAAGCAAAUGAAAGAAGAACAAGAGAAAGCCAGGAUGAAUGAAUCUAGACGAAACAGAGAGAUCGCACAGCUUAAAAAGGAGCAGCGAAAACGAGAGCAUCAGCUAAAACUUCUAGAGGCUCAGAAGAGGAAUCAGGAAGUUAUUCUACGUCGCAGAACGGAAGAGGUUACAGCUCUUCGUCGACAAGCAAGACCUUUGUCUGAUAAAGUGGCUGGGAGGGUAAAUCGGAAGCUGAGUCUGCCUGAGCACUCUAACCAAGAACCAAAUUCUAGUGUGUCAUCAGUAGACAAUGAAGGAUCAAGAGCGGCAUCCCAACAGAAGAUGAGAAUACCAGUAGCAAGGGUCCAAGCAUUACCAGCAGCCACAACUAAUGGAACCAGGAAUAAGUAUCAAAGGAAAGUGAUGACUACAAGAGUUUAUACCUCCAAGGGAGCCAGAAUGAAGUGGCAGUUACUCGAACGCAGAGUAACUGAAAUCAUUAUGCAAAAAAUGACCAUAUCCAAUAUGGAGACUGAUAUGAAUAGACUACUUAAGCAACGUGAAGAACUUACCAAAAGAAAAGAGAAGCUUUCCAAAAGGAGGGAAAGAGUAAUCAAAGAAGGUGGCAUGGAUGCAGAUAAAAACAUUCACAAUAUCAAUGAAGAGAUGGAGUCACUGUCUGCAAAUAUAGAUUACAUCAAUGACAGUAUUUCUGAUUGCCAGGCAAACAUCAUGCAAAUGGAGGAAGCAAAGGAAGAAGGAGAGACUCUAGAUGUCACUGCAGUAAUCAAUGCCUGCACUCUAACAGAAGCUCGGUAUUUACUUGACCAUUUCCUCACAAUGGGCAUUAAUAAGGGUCUUCAAGCAGCUCAAAAGGAGGCUCAAAUUAAAGUUCUUGAAGGACGCCUUAAACAAACAGAAAUUACUAGUGCUACCCAAAACCAGCUCCUAUUUCACAUGUUGAAAGAGAAGGCAGAAUUGAAUCCAGAACUUGAUGCUCUGCUGGGCCAUGCUUUACAAGACCUAGAUAGCGUACCGUUGGAAAAUGUGGAAGAUAGUACUGAUGAAGAUGCUCCUUUGAACAGUCCUGGGGCGGAAGGAAGUUCUCUAUCUUCAGACCUCAUGAAGCUUUGUGGUGAAGUCAAGCCUAAAAACAAGGCACGCCGUCGGACAACAACCCAAAUGGAAUUGCUUUAUGCUGAUAGCAAUGACUUAACCUCUGAUGUCAAUACAGGAGACGCAGCUUUGGCUGGCCCUCUUGCAUCCGUUGUAGAAGCUCAGGAAGGUGCAAUGAACCUUGACAUGAAAGAAUCUGUUGCUAGGGAUAGGGAGGCCAUUGUCUCACAGACAGGCUUGCCUUCUAAGAUGGGCAGCAUGUCUAGACAGUCAUCUCUGACAGAAAAGAAAAUAUCAGAACCCUCGCCUUUAUCAAAGAGAAAAACCUAUGAGAAAUCUCCAGAUAAACCCACGUCAAAAGAACAAAAACACUCAGAUUCUGGAACCUCAGAGGCUAGUCUGUCACCUCCUUCCUCCCCACCAAGCCGGCCCCGUAAUGAACUGAAUGUUUUUAGCCGCCUUACUGUUUCUCAGGGAAACACAUCAGUUCAGCAGGAUAAGUCUGAUGAAAGUGAUUCCUCUCUGUUGGAGGUACACAGAGGCAUAAUCAACCCAUUCUCUUCUUCCAAAUGUGGCAGAUCUCCAAUUCAAUGUAUCCAUAUAGCUGAAGGUCAUACAAAGGCUGUACUUUGUGUUGAUUCUACAGAUGAUCUCCUCUUUACAGGAUCAAAAGAUCGCACUUGUAAAGUAUGGAAUUUGGUAACUGGACAGGAAAUAAUGUCGCUAGGUGGUCAUCCCAACAACGUUGUAUCUGUAAAAUAUUGUAACUAUACUAGCUUGGUCUUCACAGUCUCGACAUCUUAUAUUAAGGUGUGGGACAUCCGUGAUUCAGCUAAGUGUAUUCGGACACUAACGUCUUCAGGCCAAGCAAUGCCAGGUGACGCUUGUUCUGGAAGUACCAACAGAACAGUGACAAUUCCAGCUGGAGAAAACCAGAUCAAUCAGAUAGCGCUAAAUCCAACAGGCACUUUUCUAUAUGCAGCUGCAGGAAAUGCAGUUAGAAUGUGGGACCUAAAGAGAUUUCAGUCUACAGGAAAACUGACUGGUCACCUGGGUCCUGUUAUGUGCCUUACAGUAGACCGCAUUUCCAAUGGACAAGAUCUCAUAAUUACUGGCUCAAAGGACCACUAUAUAAAGAUGUUUGAUGUAACUGAAGGAGCUCUUGGAACAGUAAGCCCUACACACAACUUUGAACCACCUCAUUAUGAUGGCAUUGAAGCACUUACAAUCAUAGGAGACAACCUUUUUAGUGGAUCCAGAGAUAAUGGAAUUAAAAAGUGGGACUUGGCUCAAAAAGACCUCAUUCAGCAAGUUCCUAAUGCCCAUAAGGAUUGGGUUUGUGCUCUUGGAGUUGUGCCAGGUUCCCCUGUGCUUCUCAGUGGCUGCCGUGGAGGCAUUCUGAAGCUCUGGAAUGCAGAUACAUUUGCACCAGUAAGCGAACUGAAAGGACACGAUAGUCCCAUCAAUGCCAUCUGCACCAAUUCCAGCCAGAUUUUUACUACAUCAGAUGAUCGAACUGUGAGAAUCUGGAAAGCUCCCAACAACUUAGAUGGACAGAUCUCAGAUCCUGGUGAUGCAAGUGAAGAUGUUGCCAGUAAUUAAAACAAGAGCUGCAGUGCUAGACUUCUCAAGUUAUGAUGAUAUACUAUGCUCUUGCUGCAAGCCGCUUUGCAUUUAGUAGGCAUAUGCUAGUAGCUAGAGAACACUGCAAAAAAACUGGAAGAUACAGCUCAACUCUGCUUUUUAAGUGUGUUGUAUUCUGCUAACACUGCUGCCCUUAAGACUGCCUUGUGUACUGUAUUUAAAACAUUAGUCUGUUGGUGGUAUGCUUGUCUCACAUUUAAUGGCUGGUUUUGUGUGCCUAUAUAAGCCAUGUAAGUCAAACAAACGAAGUUUUUUACCUGGAAUGGUUGUCUCAAAAACUGUAGCCUAUAAUAUGAAAGUGCCCUGUGUACCUCACUCUCUGAUCCCUUCUGUCGAUCCAAACUUCACCUUAUGGUUGUAUGGAAUGUGAUGGCGUUAUCUAUAGUCUCAUUUCCCAAGCCUUUAAUGAAUGAGAAUGGGGGGGGGGUUCUAAAAAGUUUACUUACAUUUUGCUGCUGUAAGAAACAUUAAGACUGGAAAGAAAAGGAGAGUGGAAUCUUAGUUUGAGACAGAUUACUACCCUGACUAUGCCAUGCUAACAAUAAAUGCCAUAUGACCUGCAUUAAGAGUUAGCAUUUACUCUUGUUGACCAAAGUUGUGCAGCUAAGUCUACUUUGUGCUCAGGACUAGAACUAAAAUAACGUUUUAUUAGUGCUUUGCCUACCACAGUAUUCCUACAGAAAUAUCUUAAUCUAUUUUUCUUAUGGACCUGUUUGUCAUCUCACAUGUUCUGUUUUAUUUAAGAAAAAAACACGGUGUCCUUCCUUUUAACGUAUGUUGAUAUGCUGCUAAAUAUAUUUUAAAUAUGUUUGUGAACCUUGGCAGUUACUUAAAAUAACUGUACCAACUGUGUCAACAAAGGCUUUGUGUAAAUACAUGGGUUGUAAAGAAGACUUAUCUUGACAAUGUGCCUGUGUGAAUUUUUUAAAUGCUGUAGAUUUGAGUGUGGAUAUUGAGCGAGAAGGAUGUAUAAUUUAUCCAGCUUUUCAGGACAUUAAUUUGUAAAUUCAGCAAGUUUUAAAUGUUUACAAUAGAGUCAGGAACAGUGUUUUAUCGUUUUGUUGGGUUUGCUGGUAGUGCAUAUGAGCUUAUAAAUGUACAGCUUGUGGUAGUUGAUGCUUAAAUUAAAAAACACACAAUUAAA